This is a messenger RNA of Linum trigynum, 2373 nucleotides long. Lineage: Eukaryota; Viridiplantae; Streptophyta; Magnoliopsida; Malpighiales; Linaceae. The record is from the annotation of a GenBank genome assembly.
CACUUAAAUUGGGCUAACGGUCCAAAUUUAGUCACUGGCCGUUAGUCUCCGUUAACUUUUGCUGAUGUGACGGUCAACUCUAAUAGUUGACCGUUAAAUAAGUGACGUGGCAAUUAAAAAAUUAAUAAAAAAAAUAAAAUAUUUUUUUUUCUAAUUUCCAACUCAUUUUUACACCCAUUAAAAAAAAAGUCUCAUCAAUUUUUUUCCCCUUCCCUUCCUUACCCUUUCCUCUCCUCAAGGACAAAACGAAAUUAAGAGAUAACUGUUGCAUGCUUCCACCACCAAAAAUUCUCUCCUUCCUCUGACCAAUUCCUCGAUGCCUUCCUCUCCAUCAAAGCUUACCUCUCUUCCUUCCCUUUCCUGAACUUCCACCCCUGACCAACAAUUCCCCAUGAUUCCCGAGCUUGGCGCGAUCAAGCAUCCAUGGAAGAUGAAACACAGCACAAAAGCACCCAACAACUCACUUCCUCGUUUCUCCACCUCCGACGCCGAAUCACCGCUUAUAGAACAUACCAGCUCGGGUCCAAGAUCGAGGCGGAGAUUCAGGUGUAUUUCGAUCGGGAGCAGAUUCAGAAGCUUGCGAGGACGCUCCAAUUGACGGAGGGUGAGGAGGAAGGUGAAGAGGCAGAGGAGGAGAAAAUUAGGUUACUUGAGGAGUUUGAGGAGCGGUUAGGUACGGGAUUCGAUAGCGAGUUAUAGGAAUCAAUUCUGAAAGCGAAACUCUUCUCGAUCCUCGAAUCGCAACUGUGCGAAUCGGAUCGGUGGCCGACGACCAGAGUCAAGGAACGCGUGGCACGAGCCAUCGUCGGGUUGGUCCGGUUCAACAAGGACGUGCUCGUCGGCCUGGUUCUAAUGGGCCCGACGGUUCACCGGAAUUCCUCUCCUUCCUCUGUUGAUAUUGGUUCCGCGAUGAACCGGAGAAGAAGAUAUCGUCCUUGUUGAGCUCACUGUCCUCUGCGGAAGUGGCGACGGAGUGGUGGAGAAGAAGGCGUCGAGGAAUCGGUCAGAGGAAGGAGAGGAUUUCCGGUGGCGGAAGCUUGCAGUAGUUAUCUGUGAAUUUCGUUUCGUGCAUGACCAGAGGAAAGGGAAAGGAAGGGAAGGGCAAAAAAAACUGGAUGGCUAAACAUCGCCCUAAUUUUACUAUUAUCGCCCUAACUUAAAGCGUGAUAUUACAUAAUUGUCCUUUAUUAAUCCAUAACAAUUCAACAGAACAAAGAGAGCCCUAGAAUUUCUAAUCCUCCACCAACAUCGCUUAUCGACUCUCCCAAAACCCUUCGCCGGUUUUCCUCGAAAUCUCAAAGAUGCGGUUACCUUUACUCUGCCAAUUCGUUCAUAGCCACCUAGAGUCUCACCGCCGUUCGAAAUAAGUUCCAAUUCUACCCAGUACCCACACAUAGACCAAACGAAGGGUAUCAAUGGGAAAGAAGAGCUUUUUUGGAGAGCAUCGGAAUCAAUAUUCCCUGUGACUUUUAGAGACAAAAACAGGGACUACUACCUUCGAUAAUUUAAUGCAAUUAUCCUUUGGCUGGAACAUUAUGGUCGCUUUAAUCUAUCCGGCGGCUAUUGUCCCGAUGCUAAUGCUGAGGUGGAACCGGUGACGGGUACUAAGGAAGGUAUCUGCGCGGGGCACUUAGGCGGGUACCCCUCCGAUCUCGUACUGUGAUGGAGGUGCAGCGGCGGCGCGUCUCCGGGCCGGGGAAAAUUCGUAUGAGGUUACGGAAGGCUUGGAAAUUACAAGGGCGAUGAAAUGAAUCGAGGGAAAGGAUAAAAACGUACUUUUCAUUUUUUAAGCUAGGGCGAUCAGUAAAAAUCAGGGCGACAAUUAGCAACUCCCAAAAAAAAUUUAUCGGAUAUUUUUUUUUUCAAUGGGUGUAAAAUGAGUUGGAAAUUAAAAAUAUAUGAUUUUUAUUUUUUAUUUUUUUUUUAUUGCCACAUCAUUCAUUUAACAGUCAACUAUUAGAGUUGACUGACACAUCAGCAAAAGUUAACGGAGACUAACGGCCAGUUACCAAACUUGGACUGUUAGCCCAAUUUAAGUGACUACAAAUGGAAUAAAGUAAUUAUAAUGGCUAACGUAAAAUUUACUAGUAAUUCAAGUGACCAAACUUGCAAUUUAGCCGAAAAUUUUGGUAGUCUUUGAGAUGAUCAAUUAUUGAGACAGAGUGAUAUGUUAAAAAUCAUAGUUUUAUAUUGAUGAGUAUAUUUGUUUUUUUUAUGUUUAAGUCCGGUAUGGGAAAUUGUAAGGAGUAAGUCAAAGAAGGAGUGCGAGAUUUUGGAUGGGUGUUUGAAAGGUUUCCAAUGACUAUGUAUAAGUCGUUACCAAAGUUGUAGGUAGUUUUUUUUAUAAUGGUGAUAUAAAUUUGUGUUUAUUGU